This is a messenger RNA of Cuscuta campestris, 1832 nucleotides long. Lineage: Eukaryota; Viridiplantae; Streptophyta; Magnoliopsida; Solanales; Convolvulaceae. The record is from the annotation of a GenBank genome assembly.
GACUCUGUUAUCUCUCUUCUCUCUUGCAGAGCUCUCCCUCUUCUUCGAGGGUUUUUUUUUCUUUUUUUUUUCCUUUCUUUUUUUUCUUCUUUUCUUCCAUCAAUUUUCCCUCUUCAUCUUUUCAUUUUUUUAUUUAAAUUAUGUUUGGGUAAUAAUUUUGGAUUCUUCCCGUCGUUUCCGCCUUUGAAACCCUAAAUUAUCAUUCAAUCCUCAUUUUUAUAUCUACAUAUAUUCAUACACAUCCGAAGAGAGGAAGGUGAAGAUGCAGCAGCAUAGGCUGAAACAGCAGCAAGCAUUGAUGCAGCAGCAAUCGCUUUACCAUCCCGGGAUUCUUGCUCCGCAGCCGAUAGAGCCCAUCUUGAGUGGAAACCUACCUCCUGGAUUUGAUACAAGUGCUUGCCGCAGUGUAUACGUUGGAAAUAUCCACCCUCAAGUGACUGAACUUCUACUCCAAGAAGUAUUUGCGAGUACUGGUCCCCUUGAAGGAUGCAAGCUUAUAAGAAAAGAAAGGUCAUCAUAUGGUUUUGUGGAUUAUUAUGACCGUAAUGGAGCUGCACUUGCUAUUCUGGGUCUGAAUGGAAGACAAUUGUUUGGGCAGCCAAUAAAAGUUAAUUGGGCCUACGCCAGUGCUCAAAGAGAGGACACUUCAAGCCACUUCAACAUUUUUGUGGGUGAUCUAAGCCCAGAGAUUACAGAUGCUACCCUGUAUGCAUGUUUUUCAGUUUAUCCUAGCUGCUCAGACGCAAGAGUGAUGUGGGAUCAGAAGUCUGGUCGCUCAAGAGGGUUUGGAUUUGUUUCUUUCCGUAAUCAGCAGGAUGCGCAAAGUGCAAUAAAUGACUUAAACGGAAAGUGGCUUGGAAGUAGACAAAUUCGGUGCAAUUGGGCAACAAAAAGUGCUGGAUCCAGUGAAGAAAAGCAGAUGUCCGAUGCUAAAAGUGUUGUGGAAUUAACAAAUGGCUCAUCAGAUGAUGGUGCAGAAAAGACCAAUGAAGAUGCACCCGAAAACAACCCUCAGUACACAACUGUCUAUGUUGGCAAUCUCUCCCCUGAAGUUACUUCUGUUGAUCUGCACCGUCUCUUCCAUUCUUUUGGCGCCAGAGUCAUUGAAGACGUUCGUGUUCAGCGUGACAAGGGUUUUGGAUUUGUUAGGUAUAGUAGCCAUGAUGAAGCAGCUCGGGCUAUUCAACUUGGGAAUGCCCGAAUUCUAUUUACCAAACCCAUCAAGUGUUCAUGGGGAAGUAAGCCGACUGUGCCGGGAACAAGCUCCACCCCUCUGCCGCCACCGGCAGCCGGUCACAUCCCUGCUGUGGAUGUUGCAGCGACCAAUCAGCUUGCAGCCUAUGAGAUGCAGCUUGCUCUGAGCAAAAUGGGCGCUGCACAAGCUGCCGCCCUCAUGCACCACCACCAGGGCCACCGGUUUGGCGCCGCUAAUCCGGCGGCGAUGUACGACGGCGGGUAUGCAGCAGCCCAACCCCAUAUGUACUACCAGUAGUAUUAAUAUUAUUAAUAAUAAUUGCAUCUGUCUACCGCAACCUCGUACUGGUUGGGAUUGUUGUGGGAUCCGAGUUGAUGUUAUUAUUGUUAAGAUUAGGAUUUAUCAGUACUGUGAUAGGCCACUCACUCCACUUUUUUCUUUUUUUUUUGGGGUCUUUUUUAUUUUUAAAUUUUAUGAAUCAUUAGUGCUGAGUAUUGUAUUUCCGCACGAUUUGUAUAAUCUGCAGGCUGUAUGGAUUUUGUUUUGAAACUUUGGGGAAUGAGGGCUUUCUGCAACUUUUUAUCUUCUGCUGUUUUCUCUUGUGAUUUUUUUAGAUGAAUAAAUCAUGCACAUUUUU